Molecule: messenger RNA, 1077 nt
Organism: Oppiella nova
Lineage: Eukaryota; Metazoa; Arthropoda; Arachnida; Sarcoptiformes; Oppiidae
Source: the annotation of a GenBank genome assembly
AUGUUCGCCGCCCGCUGUGAGGAAUACGUCUCGCAAAUCGAUGAAUUGCAGCGACAGUUCAAGAGCUCGGAGGACGAGAAGAAGACUCUGAACAGUCUCUUAAGAAUCGCAAUCCAACAGAAAUUGGGGCAAAAAAUUUUCUCACUAUUAAUGUAUUUCCAGGAUUUCAAUGUUUGCUCAUAUGAUAGGUUAACACAAAAGCUGGAGGAGCUCGAGAUGGACAGGGAGAGGGUGACGCUCGGGCCGCGACCCAACGGUCAGACGCCGACGUGGAGGGGCGGCUCGGGUCGCGGCACUCGCACUCCGCCGGCGCGCGGCGGCGCCUUCCCCGGCGCUGUUCGCGGACUCUCCCUCUCUGUGACCCAAUUCCUGACGCCAUCGCCCGAAGCGUCCUCUCCCUCUAUAUAUAAGCGUCUGUCGCGCGACUACUGCAUCAAAAUGAAACUUUUGGUGCUCUUAUCGGUGGUUGUCGUGUCUCACGCGUUCCAAAUCGGCCGCAAGUCGUUGGCCCUCGUCGGCGAUGUGGCCGUCGAUGCGGAGCCCAUCUCUCCGUACGCCUUCAGCUACAGCGCAGACGCCAUCGACGGCGGGUCGUCGCGUCAGGAAUCGGCCGACGCUUCGGGAGUGGUUCGCGGCUCGUAUUCCGUGGUCUCCGCCGACGGAAUCAAGAGAAUCGUCUCUUAUAUCGCCGACGAGAACGGCUUCAGAGCUCAGGUGCAAACAAAUGAACCAGGAACUGAGAGCAAGAACUCAGCCGACGUACUAAUGCUUUCGUCCCAACCGCCCGCCGAAGAGAUCGCUCUCAAGUACGGCCCGGGUCCGCAGCCAACACUCCUCGGCGUCAAAGGCCUCGGCCUCGGCGUCAAAGGCCUCGAAGUGCCGGUGCUGACCAACAAACUGCCGUUCUUCGCAAGCAAGCCUCUGGCCAUUCCGUCGGUGCAGACCAAACUGCUGGAGACCCCGACGCUCAUCCCAUCGCUCGAAUCGCCAAUAAGAUUGUUGUCGCGAAUCCCGAAGACUUUGCCGUUGACCUUGAAGUCUACGGAAGCUUUCGGUCAAAACUAUGAGUCGUUUUAA